Molecule: messenger RNA, 828 nt
Organism: Colletotrichum godetiae
Lineage: Eukaryota; Fungi; Ascomycota; Sordariomycetes; Glomerellales; Glomerellaceae
Exons: 3
Coding region: 1-828 (275 amino acids)
Source: RefSeq, a predicted model, not a curated record
AUGGAUUUUGCCGAGGAAAACGGCGAUACCGCAACCGAAGCAGUCGUAUCCCCUCCCUACUUCCGCCCUUGCCUCGUUACCUUGCCUCCAGAGCUGCUCAUCGAAAUCAUCAAAUUUGCUAUGCUUUCCAAAAGCCGAAGAGGCGUCUACUUCGAGAAUCGAAACAAUCUCAGAGAAAUUUCUCGGGUUUGCAAGCUCCUCCGUAUUUUUACUAUCUCUUUCCUCUUCAAGACUGUCCGUCGAACGAUCAAUGAGGACAAGAUCCACGCGCAACUCCAAGCCCCCAAAGGAAACGCGUUGAUUCUAGGUUCCAUACGCUACUUGUCUCUGUGUACCCGAGGCCCCGAGUGGCCUCCCGAAAAGUGGCGAGAUCACUACAAUCCGUCCAUUAAACCAUGUUCGAGAGCCACAGCAGCACUUCUCGUCAAGGUUCUGUGCAAAAUGACACCGGAGGAAGUCCGCAUUACCUUCCAAUGCGGUUACAAGUCCAUGGUUGCCCACUUCCGGGCAGAGCUUGUCAAGCAGAAGGCAUGCAUGCAAUCUGUCCGAUCUUUGACGUAUCCAUCAUCGGUCACCAUUCACUUCAUCCUUAAGACAUUCCCAAACCUUCGUUAUUUAAGCCUCAAUAUCGAUGGCUCGCCUAUGCACGCUGCCGGCCUCAUAGUCAUCGCCCCGAAGUUGCAAACUCUCGCAACGCUGGAGCUCUCCAAGGCACAUUGGACUUGUAAGGAUAUGGAGGAAGUCGUGGAGCUUUUUCCAUCUAUCAACUACCUGCUCAUUGACGGCGAGCUUAAGUUCACUAGGGUGUCGUGGUCUGCGAACAACUAG